Ramularia collo-cygni is the source of this 270-nucleotide messenger RNA. RefSeq names its product related to Acylphosphatase. The transcript has 4 exons. The record is from RefSeq and is a predicted model, not a curated record. Gene Ontology annotation, molecular function: acylphosphatase activity. The coding region runs from base 1 to 270 and encodes 89 amino acids. Lineage: Eukaryota; Fungi; Ascomycota; Dothideomycetes; Mycosphaerellales; Mycosphaerellaceae.
AUGAGCAAGCGUGUACUCAGCGGAACGGUGCAAGGCGUCAACUUUCGGAGUUGGACCGAGGACAAGGCAAGAGGACUUGGCCUCACGGGGUAUGUAAGAAACGAGUCUGACGGCACAGUCAUCGGCGAAGCUCAAGGCUCUUCCAGUGCCCUUGAUAAGUUCGUCCAGCACCUAAACAUCGGUCCAAGGAUGGCCAAAGUCGAGAAAGUGAACGAAAAGGACAUGGGAUUGAAGGAUGGUGAAAGCUCUUUCAACCAGAUAAGACGAUGA